This is a messenger RNA of Dendrobium catenatum, 4557 nucleotides long. Its product is annotated as ABC transporter G family member 39. The record is from RefSeq and is a predicted model, not a curated record. Gene Ontology annotation, cellular component: membrane. Gene Ontology annotation, molecular function: ABC-type transporter activity; ATP hydrolysis activity; ATP binding. The transcript is spliced from 24 exons. Bases 1 to 4308 code for a protein of 1435 amino acids. Lineage: Eukaryota; Viridiplantae; Streptophyta; Magnoliopsida; Asparagales; Orchidaceae.
AUGGAGAGCAGUCUGAAGAUGGCAAGCAUAAGAGGGAGCAUGAGAAGUGUGAGCCGAAACGCUUCCACAUGGAGAUCAACGAGCUCCGUCUUCGGCAGAUCCAUCCGGGAGGAGGACGACGAGGAGGCUCUGAAAUGGGCGGCACUGGAGAAGCUCCCCACCUACGACCGGAUGAGGAGAGGGAUUAUUACUGGAGCUGGUGGCGCCCAAGAGGUGGAUGUUAAAGAUCUUGGACUCCAAGAGAGGAAGAAUUUGCUCGAGAAGCUGGUUAGGACUGCAGAGGAAGACAAUGAGAAGUUCCUUCUCAAGCUCAGGGACCGGAUGGAACGUGUUGGAAUUGAUAACCCAACGAUUGAGGUUCGGUUCAACCAUCUUAACAUAGAUGCCGAGGCGUAUGUGGGGAACAGAGGAAUUCCAACUUUCCUCAACUUUUUUGUGAACAAGAUCUCGGGAGUACUGAGCGCUUUGCAUAUUGUGCCAAGUGGGAAGAGGCCAAUUUCUAUCCUUAGUGAUAUCAGCGGGAUUGUCAAGCCUUGCAGAAUGUCUUUGCUUCUCGGCCCUCCAGGAUCUGGCAAGACUAGCCUUUUAUUGGCUUUAGCCGGAAAGCUUGAUUCAACUCUGAAGGUUUCAGGUGAGGUAACUUACAAUGGUCACCACAUGGAUGAAUUUGUACCUCAGAGGACUUCUGCUUAUAUUAGUCAGAACGACAUACACAUUGGAGAGAUGACAGUGAGAGAAACCUUGUCUUUUUCAGCAAGAUGCCAAGGAGUGGGAACUCGUUAUGAUAUGCUGACUGAGCUAUCAAAAAGAGAGAAGGAAGCAAACAUCAAACCAGAUGCAGAAAUUGAUGUCUACAUGAAGGCCAUAUCAGUGGAAGGACAGGAAAAUGUGAUUACAGAUUACAUUCUGAAGAUUUUAGGCCUGGAGGUUUGUGCUGAUACCAUGGUUGGAGAUGCAAUGAUAAGAGGCAUUUCAGGUGGACAAAAGAAGCGUGUUACUACUGGUGAAAUGCUUGUCGGGCCAGCAAAAGCACUUUUCAUGGAUGAAAUUUCGACGGGUCUUGAUAGUUCCACCACAUACCAGAUAGUGAAUUCCCUCAGGCAAUCUGUUCACAUCCUUGGCGGGACGGCAGUUAUUGCAUUGCUCCAACCUGCACCUGAAACCUAUGAACUCUUUGACGAUAUCAUACUUCUAUCUGAAGGGCAGAUAGUGUACCAGGGCCCAAGAGAGCAUGUUUUAGAGUUCUUUGAUUUAAUGGGUUUCAAGUGUCCUGAAAGGAAAGGAGUUGCAGACUUUCUGCAAGAAGUGACUUCUAGAAAGGAUCAACAUCAGUACUGGGCACACAAAGACGAGCCAUACUCUUAUAUUUCUGUCAAUGAAUUUUCUGAAGCUUUUCAGGCCUUCCAUGUCGGCCUCAAGCUACGAACAGAACUCGGUACUUCAUUUGAUAGGAGUAGGAACCACCCUGCAGCAUUGACAACUUCGAAGUAUGGCAUUAGUAAAAUGGAGCUCCUCAAAGUGUGCACCUCACGGGAAUGGCUUCUGAUGAAGAGAAACUCUUUUGUCUACAUCUUCAAAGUAGUCCAACUUAUCAUUCUUGGUUUAAUUUCAAUGACGGUCUUCCUGCGUACAAAGAUGCAUCGUGAGGGGAUAGAGGAUGGAGUCAUCUUCUUGGGUGCAAUGUUUCUUGGUCUUGUCACUCAUCUGUUUAAUGGAUUUGCCGAACUUGCAAUGAGCAUCGCAAAACUUCCUAUAUUUUAUAAGCAAAGAGACCUACUCUUUUAUCCCUCAUGGGCUUAUGCACUACCUACAUGGGUCCUCAAGAUACCAAUUUCAUUUCUGGAGUGUGCUGUCUGGAUUUGUAUGACUUACUAUGUCAUUGGUUUUGAUCCAAAUAUCAACAGGUUCUUCAAGCAUUAUCUGCUGCUUGUUCUAAUCAGUCAGAUGGCAUCAGGACUCUUUCGGCUCCUUGCAGCUCUUGGAAGGGAAAUGGUUGUUGCCGAUACUUUUGGGUCUUUUGCACAGAUUGUACUUUUGAUCCUUGGGGGAUUUCUUAUUUCACGAGAAAACAUUAAGAAAUGGUGGAUAUGGGGUUACUGGUCCUCUCCUUUGAUGUAUGCACAGAAUGCAAUUGCCGUUAAUGAAUUUCUUGGGCAUAGUUGGAAUAAGCAUGUCCCUGGAUUUAAUAAUACUCUGGGAAUUGAGAUCUUGAAGUAUCGUGGGAUCUUUGUUGAUGCCAACUGGUACUGGAUAGGUGUAGGGGCACUUCUCGGAUACAUCUUCCUGUUUAAUGUCCUCUUUGUUUUCUUUCUUGAUUGGCUUGACCCACUUGGCAAAGGUCAGACAACCAUUUCUGAAGAGGUAUUGAGAGAGAAGCAUGCUAAUAGAACAGGUGCAUCCAUCGAACUACCUUCAAAAGCUCAGUUAUUGCCACCAAGUACAGGUGAAGAAAGGAUUUCAAAAGAAAAUGAAAAUCGUGGAAUAAUGCUCCCAUUUGCUCCACUUUCAAUUACCUUUGACAACAUUAGGUAUUCCGUGGACAUGCCUCAGGAAAUGAAAGACCAAGGGAUAGUUGAGGACCGUUUGGUCCUACUGAAAGGUGUUAGUGGAGCAUUCAGGCCAGGAGUUCUCACAGCUUUGAUGGGGGUAAGCGGAGCAGGCAAGACAACUCUUAUGGAUGUUCUUGCUGGAAGGAAAACUGGUGGUUAUAUAGAUGGAGAUAUCCGUAUAUCAGGACAUCCCAAGGUGCAAGAGACAUUUGCUAGGAUUUCUGGAUAUUGUGAACAAAAUGAUAUCCACUCUCCACAUGUUACCGUUUAUGAAUCGCUUCUUUACUCAGCCUGGCUACGUCUAACCUCUGAAGUUGAUGCUACAACAAGAAAGUUGUUCAUUGAGGAGGUCAUGGAACUUGUGGAGCUAAAAACACUGAGGGGAGCACUAGUAGGAUUACCUGGAGUGAAUGGUUUAUCAACUGAGCAGCGAAAGAGGUUAACAAUUGCAGUAGAGCUCGUUGCCAACCCUUCAAUAAUAUUUAUGGAUGAACCAACCUCUGGGCUUGAUGCUAGAGCAGCAGCCAUUGUGAUGAGAACAGUCAGGAACACAGUGGACACUGGUAGGACUGUGGUGUGUACAAUACACCAACCAAGCAUUGAUAUCUUUGAAGCUUUUGAUGAGCUUUUCCUUAUGAAACGUGGCGGAGAGGAGAUUUAUGUUGGCCCGCUGGGCCGCAAUUCUUGUCAUUUAAUUAAGUACUUUGAGGAAUUUGGCGUCAGGAAAAUUAAAGAUGGCUACAACCCAGCAACAUGGAUGUUGGAGGUCACUACCCAGGCACAAGAGGAAAUUUACGGUAUUAAUUUUGCUGAAAAGUACAAGGACUCUGACCUCUUCAGGAGAAACAAAGCAUUGAUCAGUGAGCUAAGCACUCCACCUCCUGGCUCAGAGGACCUUUUCUUCCCAACCAAAUACUCUCAGCCAUUCUUGACUCAGUGCGAGGCUUGCCUAUGGAAGCAGCACAAGUCGUAUUGGCGCAAUCCAUCUUACACAGCUACAAGAAUCUUCUUCACCUCAGUCAUUGCUCUCAUAUUUGGAACUAUUUUCUGGAAACUUGGAAAAAAAGUGGAGAAACAGCAAGACCUGUUCAAUUCUUUAGGCUCAAUGUAUGCAGCUGUGCUAUUCAUUGGAAUCCAAAAUGGGCAAACUGUGCAACCAAUUGUAGAUGUUGAACGAUCAGUUUUCUAUAGGGAGAAGGCAGCAGGAAUGUAUUCUGCUUUACCUUACGCUUUCGCACAGGUCCUUAUAGAGAUUCCACACAUUUUCCUACAGGCUUUAAUUUAUGGGCUGAUCGUUUACAGCUGCAUCUCCUUCGACUGGACAGCAGUGAAGUUUUUUUGGUAUUUGUUCUUCAUGUUCACGACCUUCCUGUACUUCACAUUCUACGGCAUGAUGGCAGUGGCCAUGACACCCAACAGUGACAUUGCUGCCAUAGUCUCCACAGCAUUUUAUGCAGUAUGGAACAUUUUUGCAGGCUAUCUAAUCCCUCGACCUAGGAUUCCUGUGUGGUGGAGAUGGUACUCCUGGGCAUGCCCAGUUGCUUGGACUUUGUAUGGACUUGUUGCUUCGCAGUUUGGAGACUAUGAUCAGGACAAAAUGACAGACGGUGAUGUUACUGUACGGGAGUUUAUUAAGGAAUACUUUGGAUUCAGGCAUGACUUCUUGGGAGCAAUAGCUGCUGCAAUGAUUGGGUUUACUGUGCUAUUUGCCUUCGUGUUUGCCUUCUCAAUUAAAGUUUUCAACUUCCAACGACGAUAAUAAAAACGCUAUUCAACUUUCUCUCUCGAAAAUUUAUUCAUUAACUUCAGAAUUCGUGAUGCAGAUGACUUCUGUAUAUAUAAGUCUUUGUAGAACCUUUCUUUCUUUUCUUUUGUUUUUUUCUCCUUUCUGCGAUUGACUUCAACAGCCUUUUGUUAACUAGGCAAAGAAAAAAUGUUCUUAUAAUCUGCUUAUGUAAAACUUAUUUGUAUUAAUCCAUGCUGCUAGGUAUUUAUACGCAUUUUGUUA